UUUUUCUAUAAGUCUAUAAGUUCUAUAUUUGAGUCACCCAUAAUUAAGCCGAUGCGUACUUAAAUCUCAUGUGCUGCGCAUACCGAUUGUGCACGACGUCACUGAAAAAGAAUUAACCUAACCUAGUUCAAAUCUCACUGGUUACUGACAGUUUCCUCCAAGUUUAAAUACAAAAGUAAGACAUGUCCAAAAAGGAAGACCUUGAAAAUAAUUUGACCGCGCCCGAAAAAUUAGACAUCAAAGCGAGACCGCUGUUUGAUGUAAUAUUUCAGUUUCAAAAAUCUCAAGACAUCUGCGAAGCUGCCACUAAUGCAAUGGAAAAGGUUCUAAUUGACGUAAACUCUAUAACCAGAGGUGCCGCAGCUACUCAGGUUAUUAGAGUUAUUCCAAAGGAAACAGUAGAAGAGGAACACGCCCGUUUGGAAAUGAUACAGGACUGCAGACGUCGGUUGACCAAUGUACGCGUUGGCAUCCACAACGCUUUGGGGUUGUUCAGAGACUCUGCUACCUUGUUUGGCUUCUCCCAAAACAUGGCCAAUUCUCUACUAGCCCCUACAUCCAAAGAGAAAAAUGCCGUUGAAGAAAAAAAUGAUGCAUGAAAUGGGGUAGUAUGCAAUUAUAAUUUAUAUAUGCUUUAAGAAUUAUUCUAAAUAAUAAACAGUAAAUUUUUCAAAAUCUCAUGUUAC
This is a messenger RNA of Aethina tumida (small hive beetle), 686 nucleotides long. RefSeq lists its product as uncharacterized. The transcript is spliced from 2 exons. Lineage: Eukaryota; Metazoa; Arthropoda; Insecta; Coleoptera; Nitidulidae. The record is from RefSeq and is a predicted model, not a curated record. The coding region runs from base 183 to 599 and encodes 138 amino acids.